This is a messenger RNA of Abrus precatorius (Indian licorice), 2020 nucleotides long. Its product is annotated as UPF0496 protein At2g18630-like. The record is from RefSeq and is a predicted model, not a curated record. NCBI's taxonomy places the organism in Eukaryota, Viridiplantae, Streptophyta, Magnoliopsida, Fabales, Fabaceae. Bases 294 to 1424 code for a protein of 376 amino acids. The transcript is spliced from 2 exons.
GUUUGGCUUCCUCGCUGCCUUGCUUUGACUUCAUACAUGCUCCGCAACUCCGCAAGCCAGUGAAGCCACCUUGGUUCUCAGACACAUCCAAGGCCAAGACACAAUCUUAACAUCUGAACAUCACUUGUUCCUCUUCCAAACCAAGCCUUCAAUUGAAGCAGUAAGUUUCUGCAAGCAUCACAAAUUUUCCACAAUCUAGUCAUCAAUAAGGAAUCAGAAUUACCGACACAACUGAAACUUCAGCUGAAUCUCAGAAGCUGGAUUUGAUCUGUUUGUGGUUUUGAGCUAUCAAGAUGGGAGGGCAAUCUAGCAAGAUGAUUACUGCUGAUACCCCAACAGCCAUUAAAAUGGGUACUCAUUCUCUGUAUGCUGCUGAUUUGAGCUCCUACGAAGCUGCAUGUGUUAAAGAUCCAAACUUGCAAUCUUUUGAUGUGAGCAUUCAGGAACAUACCAACAGGGUGAUUAGUUCACUUGCUCAUGGGGUUGAGGUUAGAUCCUUAUCUUUUGACUCACUGAGAGAAGUGACUGAUAGUCUGCUUGAGAUGAACCAGGAAGUUGUCAAAGUCAUUUUGGACUGCAAGAAAGAUGUAUGGGGCAACAAGGAUUUGUUCUCUUUGGUGAGUGAUUAUUUUGAUAAUAGCCUCCAAACAUUGGAAUUCUGCAACUCCCUUGAGAAAUGCUUGAGGCGUGCUCGUGAGAACCAGAUGAUAGUCAAGUCAGUGAUUACCUACUUUGAGGAAGAGGUGCAAAAUGGGAUUGAAGGCGUGAGUUAUGUGAAGACAUUGCAAGAGCUUAAGAACUUUAAGGAUGCCGGGGACCCCUUUACAGAAGAGUUUUACUUGCUGUUUCAAUCAGUUUACACGCAGCAGGCAUCGAUGUUGCAGAAAUUGCAAAUCAGAAAGAGAAAGCUUGAUAAGAAAUUGAAAUCCCUCAAGACUUGGAAGAGAGUGUCUAAUGCCAUUUUUGUGGCUGCUUUUGUUGCUGUGUUAAUUUUCUCAGUGGUGGCAGCUUCUGUUGCUGCGCCUCCGGUUGUAACAGCUUUGGCUGCUGCAUUGGCUGUUCCAAUAGGAUCAGUAGGAAAAUGGUGCAACUCGCUCUUUAAGGGCUACCAGAAAGCUCUAAAGGGACAACGGGAGGUAAUCAGCUCAAUGCAGGUUGGUACUUACAUUUCAUUGAAGGACUUGGACAACAUUCGAGUGCUUACCAACAAAUUGGAAGUAGAGCUUGAAUCAUUGUUGCAGAAUGCUGAUUUUGCUCUUAGAAAUGAGGAUGUUAUAAAGUUUGCUAUUGAUGAGAUUAAGAAAAGAAUAGAAACCUUUUCAGAGACUAUGGAGACUUUGAGUGCUCAUGCUGAUAAAUGCAGUCGACAGAUAAGGAAAGCAAGGACUGUGGUUAUACAGAAUAUAAUUAAGAAACCUGAUUAAGAUCCCUUUGCAGUGUUUUAUAGAUUACUUUCUCUUGUUGGUAUCUCCUUUGCUUCAAUUAGGAAGUACUGUUUAAGCACCAAGAUUAUGACUUCAAUAUGAUGCCUUAUAAAGAGAAAUGAAGAUAGAACUUGUGCAGAACCUUUGUAUACCUUCUAUGUAUAGAUAUUUGAACUAUACAUGAUUACGACUAUGUUUGCUGCUUAGUUACUUCUGUUUACUCUAUUGCUAGAUGCAAUCGGACAACAUCUAUGAGUAAAUAAAGAUGAAAUCAUGACAAGCACACAGGGAAAAGUCUAGGACCAUUGAUAAUGAAGUGGUAGUGCAGCCUACCUUAAGGUUGGGACAAAUCUAACAUAGCAGCUUUAUGAUUAGGAGAUGGAUUUAAUAUCAAUUUCAAAGGUUGAGUAUGAGAUCCAAAGAAAAUGAAAAUUUUCCCCUUGAAUAGAAGUGUUCAUAUAUAGUAAUGUUCCUUUCAAAUUUGAAAAUUCUCAAGUUAAACUACACACAUAAUGUAAGGGUGUUUAGCUUUUAUUUGGUUUUCAGUUGUUUCUAUUUUGGCACGAGUAAUGAUACAUAUAUAUAAAUCCUUACAA